Cheilinus undulatus (humphead wrasse) is the source of this 1698-nucleotide messenger RNA. RefSeq names its product RNA-binding Raly-like protein. The coding region runs from base 136 to 1014 and encodes 292 amino acids. Gene Ontology annotation, cellular component: nucleus. The transcript is spliced from 9 exons. Lineage: Eukaryota; Metazoa; Chordata; Actinopteri; Labriformes; Labridae. The record is from RefSeq and is a predicted model, not a curated record. Gene Ontology annotation, molecular function: RNA binding.
CGCGAACGCAAAAAGCCUGGACGCAGAUCCUCGGUGCACAGCAGCCUGCACAGCAGCAGUCAGCACCGCUAUACACGCCCCAUUUCUUUUUAAUUGAAACCUUUUACUCCCGCUCGGCAUUGCUGCAGGACUAGGAUGACUGGGAAGACCCAGACCAGCAACGUGACCAACAAGAAUGACCCUCGCUCCCUCAACUCCCGCGUCUUCAUCGGCAACCUCAACACGGCCGUGGUAACCAAGGCCGACAUCGAGGCCAUCUUCGCCAAAUACGGCAAGAUCGUGGGCUGCUCGGUGCACAAAGGUUACGCCUUCGUCCAGUACGCCAGCGAGAGGAACGCCAGGGCUGCCGUGGCUGGGGAGAACACCAGGGUCAUCGCUGGACAAUCACUAGAUAUCAACAUGGCUGGAGAGCCAAAACCGUACAGGCCUAAGAUGGGCUCCAAGAGGCCUCUCUCAUCCCUCUACAGUGGCUAUGAGUUUGACUAUGACUACUACAGAGAUGAUUUCUACAGCAGACUCUUUGAGUACCAUGGUCGUGUCGUGCCUCCGACCCGGGCUGUGAUUCCCAUCAAACGUUCACGGAUAGUUGUCCCCUCAACACGCAGAGCCAAAUCCUCCUUUCCAGUCAGGGCUUGUUCAUCCUCUUCCUCCUCUUCAUGUUCCUCCUCCCGAAUGCUCAACAUGGGCUCCUCCAUAAUGUCCCCUAAACUGAAGACAGACCAGCUCCUCACAAUCAAAAAGGAGCUGUCACAGAUCAAAACCAAGAUUGACUCGCUGCUGGGAAGGCUGGAGAAGAUUGAGAGGCAACAUCGCUCUGAUGCCGAGUUGCAGAGGAAAAAAGAAGAGGUGUGCGAGUGUCUCCAUGGCGACGCAGUAGACCACUCUGGCGGAGAGGAAGCGGAGGGGACAGCCGAAGUGGAGGCGGGGGAGAUGACGGACGGUGGCGAAGACGACUUUGAAGAUGAAGGCACCAGUGAUAUGAUAGAGAACCACAUAUCAGACAUCGACAACUGAGAAAGCUGGCGACAUGUAUCUACUGUACAAGAAAUUUGAAGAACAGAUACCAGCAAAUCCUUCUUCAUCAAGAGGGUGUAUCUAAAAUGAGAAAGCUAUGAAGGGAGUGACUGGCAGCUGAAGAGGAUUUUUUGUUUGUUGCUCAUUUGCCUCAUUAGAACACAACUCCCCUGUAUCGACACGCUGGUUAUGAAAUUAUCUCCAGACUUCUGCAAGAUCCGCUGCACAGAGAAAUCAAUAUCCCCCCUUCAAACUGAUUGCCUCUCCAAAAAUAUGGACAAUAUAUUGUGUGCUUAAUAUAAUCUAAACUGGUCAUUGAACUCCUUUCAAUGUUUGUUCUGUUUCUGUGAAUACUGUGAUGAGCCGUGACACCGGCAGAGAGCUAAAUAUGAAUGUAAGAGGAGCAAAACUUCUCUCACACUUGGUAUUUAAGUGGUUUUGCUUUGUUUGUACAUUUUAAAUUAAAUGUACAGUAUGUUAUUUACUCACAUCGCCUCCAAGCCGUAUUGUAAGCAUAUAAUUUGUUAGAGCAUUAGUUGCUUGUUUUUAACUCUGUUUUUUAUUAUCAGCAUGUUAAAUUGUGGCUGUUAUGUAUUAUUUGUAUUCAUUGCAUCUGUUGUAAAGCUCUAGAUGAUCUCAGUUUUUGAGUAAACCAGUUCCUCAAAAGAAAAAAGUAAAACAAAA